GGAGGUUGGCCGGGAUAUGUGACUGUGAAUUAUCAAUAGAGUCCCAUUCCGCCUGACAAAGACGUUUCCCUACAAAUCCACUUUUCACUCCCACCGCUCUAAAUGUCAUCUGCCGUGCCUGUCGAUCAAAUUCUCAAAUACCUUAACACAACCAACGGUCGUGAAAAGCUCUAUCGUACUAUCCAGUACUUUUCCAGAUUUUAUGCCUGGCACCUUUUCCGUCAAGGAGCUAGCAAGGAAACCAUAGCCCGCUGGAACGGUCUUAAGACAAACCUCGCUUCAGGUCGUAAGCUUUUCCGUCUGUUCAAGCCCAUCGAGUUCGGUAAGGGAGCUGUUGCAGCCCUCAAUGUCAACGACAGUGUUUUGCGUAUCAGUGGAGCUUUGAGACAACUCGGUUACUUUGGCUACUACUUGGUUGAGAUGUUCGUCUACCUCCACCAAGUUGGAUUCAUCACUUUGCAAAAUCACAAGAAGAUCUCCGAUCUCGGCUUCAAGUUCUGGGCCGCUGCCCUUAUCUUCUCUCUGUCCAAUGGUUUGUAUAAGAUGAAGCAGAUCCAAGGAAGAAUCGAGAUGAUCAAGCGUAACAGCAAGCUCGUCAAUGCUUCCACUUCUGAAAAGGAUGCUCAGCGUGCUGCUGACUACAGAAUGCAAGAAAAGACUUUGGUCAAGGAGAAGCAAGAUGCUACCUACCAGCUUAUUCAGGAUGCCCUUGACUUCAUCAUCCCCAGCUCUACCUUGGGAUGGAUCGCCGCUGAUGAGGGUCUCGUCGGCAUUGUUGGUACCGUAACCUCUAUCAUGGGUGCACAAACCCAGUGGAAGAAGGUCAGCGUUAAAUAAAUGGACGUGUAGUGUAUCUGUUUUUUGAGAAAAUGCUAGUGUAAUUGUUGCACGACCUUAUAUACAAGCACAAAAACAAUAAAUAUAAACCAACUUGUAUGCAUAGGAGAAUACA
Molecule: messenger RNA, 952 nt
Organism: Umbelopsis ramanniana AG
Lineage: Eukaryota; Fungi; Mucoromycota; Umbelopsidomycetes; Umbelopsidales; Umbelopsidaceae
Exons: 4
Coding region: 103-837 (244 amino acids)
Biological process (GO): peroxisome fission; regulation of peroxisome size
Cellular component (GO): peroxisomal membrane
Source: RefSeq, a predicted model, not a curated record